CUUGCUGGCGCUGUCCAUUACCUGCGGUGCUGAAACUGAGCUUAAUCAAAUACGGAAUGAAACGACUCUAAUUUCACAGUUUUAACUGCAUCAUGCGCGGGACAACGGUAAUUUCAAAUGGUUUGUCACUUGGAGUAAAGUGCGAAUUAAAUCAACCUAAGACAAGUGGUUACAGCAGGCUAGUUUGAGCCAAAAGUUCCUGUUUCCACCGCCGGCUCAUGGUACUCAGAGCGUGGUAUUGCGUUUUUCCUCAUCCGUUGCCUCAAUUCUUCAACACAUGAUCGGGAAUUUUCUUACGCUCUCCUUACUAUCAAAGGUUAAAUUACGUUGUGGGCGUAGCGGCUUCUCGUAAUGGCGACCGUGCCGUAGAUGUGCCUAGGUUUGUGAAAAUGAAGCGAAGAAGAAAUUAUUUCUUUUAAGUAAAACGCCGAGGUUCCCCAGAGAAGGACUUUGCGUCUACAAUUAUCGUCUUUCUUAGGGGUAAACUUAGCUAUACUUUUGAACUUUUGAGCCACGAAAUGAUGAAGCUCAAGUCAAACCAAACCCGGACAUACGAUGGGGAUGGCUACAAGAAGCGGGCCGCCUGUCUGUGUUUCAGGAGCGAGACUGAAGAGGAGGUUCUACUGGUGAGUAGUAGUCGACAUCCUGACAAGUGGAUUGUUCCUGGUGGGGGAAUGGAGCCUGAUGAGGAGCCCAAUGUUGCUGCUGCUCGAGAAGUGUGUGAAGAGGCUGGUGUGAAGGGGACUUUGGGGCGCUUAGUUGGAGUAUUUGAGAACCGAGAGAGGAAACACAGAACCUACGUCUACGUUCUCAUUGUAACAGAGGUCCUGGAGGACUGGGAGGACUCAGUCAACAUUGGGAGAAAAAGGGAAUGGUUUAAAAUAGACGAUGCCAUACAAGUGUUGCAGUGUCACAAGCCUGUGCAGGCCACCUACUUCGAGGCUCUCCAAGAGAGUUGCCUGACCAGUAAUGGAACACCCUUGGUGGCCACGAUAGGUGGGGACCUGUCCCCUACCUACAACAUCAAUCAGAGCUCCGUCUCGGGUAUCAGAUAACUAAAACAUAACACUGACACCCCGGGAGCUUUCGCCACCACUUGCGCUCUUACUUGUAUCAUUGUUUUAUUUUUUAUUUUUUCUUUCCUUUUGUUUUUUCUGUCUCUUCUCUUCUCUUCCUAUCAUUUUCCUUUUUUUUCUCUCAAUAACAUGGUUUGCCUUGCCAACUCCUUUGUGCCAGAGCUGUGGCACAGACUUGAUGACAAGUGUUGGGUGAAUAGUCUGAAACACUUUGUAAAUGUAAAUGUAAUUUUUGACCCUUCUUUUUUCUUUUUACUGACAAUUGCAUGAAAUGUCCCUCGCCCCUCCUUGCUCCCCUCAUUCUCCUUCCUUAACACGCCCUUAGCGUGGUGUUUAUUGAAUGCAAGAACUACUUUUUACUGUUGUAAUGUAAAAGUGUAUACUUAGUGCUUAAGCUGAAGGCUUUUGGUGGUCUUUUUAACGUCUCCUCCUAUUUUUGGUUAUUUUUCUGUGAAUGAAUGUGCCCAUUAGUGUAUUCUCCCCUCUUAUAAGGAUAGGAAAUGUUCUCUGUAUCUGAUUGAACAGAACUGUGGGAAUUGACUUGUCUUGCAUGAGCACUAUUCUGUUGUGUCUCACUCACUUGAGUGACCUGAUGCUGACUGUGCAAAAGGUAGUCUUUUGUGGUAAGGUCUUUGGAUUCUCUUCAUUUUGCUCCUUAUUGUGGUUGUUGAUGUCUCGCGCAUUAAUCAGAAGGACAUGGCCCCUUGAUACAGUCUUUCAGUUUCAAGUGUCAAGUAUAUUUCUCCCUCCUCUGGGAAGCCAGCCAAUCACUACAGGAUUCACUCGAAAAGAGCGCAUAUAUAGAGAGAGAGCAAGAAUGAAAGAAUGUCAACACAAUGUAAAAUGAACCAUCUUUCUCCUCAGUGUCUUUACCUCCUUUUAAUCCCUCUGUUCUGUAUUAUGGUUAUCAUUGUUGUUAUUAUUUUUAAUUCAAAGUUGUGAAUGACUGCAAAGUCUUCCUCCAUAUACCGAGAGGGUAGAAGUAGUACAGAUUUCAGAAUUAUGGAUAUGUACUUUCAUACUGCAGCACAUAUCACUUAAGUUAUUCAAACCCAUUUCCAUUGUUUUUACUCCUCACAUUCAGUUUGGUUGAUAGCAAUUGUUUACAAUGUGUUCAUAACAUCGCACAGGUGACUUUUUAGUGGGCACUUUUCAGUAUGGUCAUUUUUUUUUAAACCCUUUCUUUAGUAUUUAAUCUGCAUCCCCAAAAGCACUCAAAACACCUGCUUGAUAUUGAAAGUAAUGGAAUCUAAAAUGCUGUUUUGGCAAGAUGCAGAACAAACAAGCCUUGUACAGUUUGAGACCUCGUUUUUAACAUGUAAAAUGCUUUUGGAUACUAGUAUAUUUUUUUUUUCCUCUCUCUCUUUAACGUCUGGCAAAAGUCUCUUUAGCCAAGCUGCGUCACUUGCCUUGAUGUGGCACAGAGCAGUUGGCUCAAUACUGUGAAACUGGAGGCGCUGUAGAUAGCAUGUAAGACGUUUUUAUUGUAAAUUGUUUAUUUCUGUAUAGAUCAAAGUUGAGAGUACAAAUGACAAACACUUCUCUUACACAUCUGUGAGUGCUACAUGUCGUUUCAACCAAGGCUGGAAGAAUUGACUGAUCUUGUGGCAUUGGCUUUGAGGUUCUUUUUUUUUUUUUUUUUUUUUUUUUUUUGAGGAUUUUCUCUUGAGAAAAAGCAUACAGUACAUCUGGGGCUAAAGAACAAGGAAUGUCGCUGGCUUUGUGUGGCUGUGUUUGUGAGUGAGAGUGAUGAGCCUAUUUAUAAAAUCAAUAUUUUCAGAAUUCUUAAAUUUUCUUAGACCAAAGCAAAUACAAAUUAAAAUCCCCGGCCAUUUCUUUAUUUGCUUUUUCUUCAGUUUGUUUUUUUAGGCCAAGCUAUAAAGUGGACAUCAGCUGUAGUCUGAGUUUCCAAACCACUAGUCUGUCAUUUAUACCACAUAGUUGUCAUCGCCCCUGUUUAGAAACUGGCAGGCCUGAAUAGUGACAGAGUAGUGGUGACUCUUACUGGCUCUCUCUUUCUUCGUUCUCUUUCCCCCCAUUUCGUUGUUUGUGGGGUCAUCCUUGUCCCAGCAAACCAAGCAUUGGCCAAUUUGUCAAUUGUGCUUAUACCCAAUAUUGUUCUGUAAUAACCCAUGUUUCAAGAAAUGUCAUUUUCUAAAAGUAAAGGUGAAAGGUAGUGGGUCACUUAGUUGAGUCUGUUAGGUCUCAUCCACAACAGAUUGAGACUUUGAACUGGAAUUUUAUUGACGUGCAUCAGACAGGUGUGGUGGGCAAAGUCCCAGUUUAUUAUGUCCUGGCACUUCAAAUAAGGUUUCAGAUAGAUUCGACCUUUCAGUCUUCUGAGUGCGUGGUUAGACAUUAAGGGGAUGAACUUGGAAAUGGUGUGGGGGGAGGGGGGCUGACCCUGAGUAACUGACGAGGGAUUCAGUUGGCUCACGGUGGUUCGAUGUGGACGACAGGUACUGUUCAAAUGAAUGUGAGGAGGAUUUCCACAAGUAACAGCCAAUUCCUGAACAAUUAUGACCACUUGUUCUUUAUCCUUUUUUCUGUCUGUACUUUAAUCUCUUGUGUUAUUGACAACAUAUUGUCUUGUAUAUAGCUAACAUGGCACCCCUCUAGCCAGAGGUUUGGGUUUGAUCAAUAAUGGUUAAUGUCAUUUUUCUUUUUCUUUCUUUUCUUUUCUUUUUUUUUUUUUAACAUGAUCCCCUCUAACUCCAAAUUCAGCCAGUUGCUCUGUCAUAGCUAGAAUGAUAGAACAUACAUCAUCCUUUUCUUCCUCUUACUUCUUAUUACAGAAUUGGCUCUUUUGUAUGACAUUGAAGCUUCUGGACUUUGGCAAAAUCCACAAGGAAAAAAGGAAGAAAUAGAGGAUGUAUUAUUUAAAGAUCAAGUGCAGCUUCAGAUAAAGAAAGUCAUUUCCUUAAUUCACAAGUGGUGAUGGUUGACAUGCUGAUCACCAGGUGUGGAGUUGGCACCAUCUUGUGGUCAAAGAAUACUACUAAAGCACAUCACUGCAACUGAGGAUUGUAACAUUCUGCUGUUUCUUUUAGCAUAGCUGGCCUAAUAGAAUUUUAAUUAUAUUUUUGGUCACAUCAUUCUCUCAACUGAGUGACUUCAGUAGUUGAAAUUGAUUAAAAAAAAAUGUUUAAAAAUUACCCAAAAAUACCUGGUAUUGAAUUGAAUAAAAAAAAAAAUUGAACACAUGUGCACUUCUAGCCGUUGACCUCAGCCUUGAAGUUACCUACAUAUUUGUUGUAAUUGUGUUCUCCAAGGUAUAUGUGUCACUGGAAUUUUCUUUUCCUCUUUUGUCAUUUGGGACUGUGGAAUAAACCAGUGCGAGAAGACUGAAGAUUGUAAUAUAAAUGUGCCAACAAAUAAACACCAGUAUUUCACAUUCA
This is a messenger RNA of Myripristis murdjan (pinecone soldierfish), 4474 nucleotides long. It is a transcript of the gene nudt3b, whose product is annotated as nudix (nucleoside diphosphate linked moiety X)-type motif 3b. Gene Ontology annotation, biological process: diadenosine pentaphosphate catabolic process; diadenosine hexaphosphate catabolic process; diphosphoinositol polyphosphate metabolic process. Gene Ontology annotation, cellular component: cytoplasm; nucleus. Bases 519 to 1055 code for a protein of 178 amino acids. The transcript has 5 exons. Lineage: Eukaryota; Metazoa; Chordata; Actinopteri; Holocentriformes; Holocentridae. Gene Ontology annotation, molecular function: bis(5'-adenosyl)-hexaphosphatase activity; endopolyphosphatase activity; diphosphoinositol-polyphosphate diphosphatase activity. The record is from RefSeq and is a predicted model, not a curated record.